AUGUCUACAAUCCAGGCCGCUAUGGCCCAGCUUUUACCAGCCGAACGACAAGCUUGUGAAGGUAGAGAGUUGUUAUCGCUCAACGCCGCUAUCAGCCGAACGCUUCUCACUAUAGAACCGGAUUGUCAACUAGCUUUUGAACUACACAAGAUGCAGAUAAGCAUCCGUCGUCAUAUUCUUGCCGCUCUCGUUGAAGAGGGGACAGCAGAAACAGCUCAAGGCUUGAAUCAACAUGGAACGUCUUUUGAGGAUAUCUUGCCUGAUCCCGACACCAUCAUUCCGAGCAUCGAGCAGGAACUACACUAUGACUCUCCCGGACUAUCCUCGCCUACAGUUGGUGGUACACCUGAUGAGACGCCUGAGCAAAAGAGAGGUCCAUCUGCACCAAUCAUGACUGAGUCAGGCGGCGCAAGUGACGAAUCUCCGAUGGCAAAGAAGCGACCCGCUGACAAUGAAUUCGAUUCUGUCGCUAAGCGCCCCAAAACAUGGCUUAGUGCAAUUACGAGAGGUCUUUUUCCUUGA
This is a messenger RNA of Fusarium subglutinans, 522 nucleotides long. RefSeq lists its product as uncharacterized. The record is from RefSeq and is a predicted model, not a curated record. The coding region runs from base 1 to 522 and encodes 173 amino acids. The transcript has a single exon. NCBI's taxonomy places the organism in Eukaryota, Fungi, Ascomycota, Sordariomycetes, Hypocreales, Nectriaceae.